Messenger RNA from Cyprinodon variegatus (sheepshead minnow), 1544 nucleotides. Its product is annotated as zinc finger protein 768-like. Bases 310 to 1260 code for a protein of 316 amino acids. Gene Ontology annotation, biological process: regulation of transcription by RNA polymerase II. The record is from RefSeq and is a predicted model, not a curated record. Gene Ontology annotation, molecular function: DNA-binding transcription factor activity; RNA polymerase II cis-regulatory region sequence-specific DNA binding. The transcript is spliced from 4 exons. NCBI's taxonomy places the organism in Eukaryota, Metazoa, Chordata, Actinopteri, Cyprinodontiformes, Cyprinodontidae.
CCCCCCCAUGUACCUCAAAGAUCACAUCGAUGAAUGAAAACCAUCUCCGGACCCUCACUUGGUGUCUCCUGACCUCCCGGUACCGGCAGCCAUCGGCCUUUGGUGACAGCUGUCCCUGAAGCUCCUGAAGAUGUAACGUUUCCUCAGGUUUUACAGCAAGAAGAAACCAAACUGCUGGUGGAGAAGCAGGAGAAAAAGGAGCCAGAGAGCUGCAGUCUGGAUGUGAAGGUGGAGGUUAACAUCAGCACCGGCUGUGGAGGUUUCUCCUCUGCUGAGGAACCAGGUGAGGAAGCUCCUCCCUGUGAUCCGAUGGACACCGGUACCAGUGUCCACCUGUCCUCCUCCCGGUCCUCUCCGUCUCCCACUGAUGCCACCAUAGAUCUGACCUUCAGACCUGCAGCUAAGCGACAGUCGGUCCACCCUCUGUGUAACAGCUUCGCUCGCAGCCCUGGGACGGUUUACAGGGAGUUCACUGAAAUCCUCCCAGGCGGCGAUCUGAAGCCAAAUAUGCAGGCAGAUGAAACCACAAACGACGACCUUCAUCCCUCCAACCUGGCUGCUGCUGUGAAGUCAGAGGAGCCCAGCUCUGACCUCAGCCUGGACCUGGACCUGGCCUGGAUGCAGGAGCGGGUCGGCCAUCUUGGGGCGGCGUAUGCGGUCGCUCAGCUGGGCUUGGGGAACACAAACUCUGGACACGCUUCCUCCUCUUUUCCAUCGCAGCGAGAAGGAGACGCCACAGAUGGCCCCCUGGCCGUCACAGGGGCCCCUCAUGAAGUGUCUGCGUUUGCCUCCUCCUUUGACAUGGCUGCUGUAGCUGCUGCUGCCGUCAUCGCCGCUCCACGUCCUCCUCCACCCGCCUCCUCUGUAAGGACACCCAGCCAGAGGCGGCCUCCCAGGAACGGAGCUGCUUUUUCCAAAGAGCUGCAGAUGUGCUCCGUUUGUCGGCUAGUCUUCCCAAACACUGCAGCGCUGGAGCAGCAUCAGCAGGUGCACACGGGGGAGAGGCCUUACACCUGCCCCCAGUGUGGGAAAGGCUUCGCACAGCCUAACAACCUGAGAGUCCACCUGCUGGUCCACACCGGAGAGAGACGCUAUCGCUGCACUCUGUGUGGGAAGAGCUUCAUCUCUUCAAGUCACCUGAAGAGGCACCGCACCGUCCACACCCAGGAGAAGCCCUACAGCUGCUCGCGCUGCGGACAGUCCUUCAGCCAGAUGUGCAGCGUCCGCAGACACCGGCAGCAGUCUCAGUGCGGCAUGUAGACCGCCUGCACUUCAAGCAGACUCUAAGGGGUUAAAGUCCUACUUGUCUUCAACUGACAGCUUUAGACUUUCCUCUGCUAGACCAUUACAUGGGUUUCAGUGUUUUCACAGGCGUUGAACAAACGGUUUGAAGGACGGUAAUUCUAGACUUAAAGACUUUUUGUUCAUAUUUUAAAUGGACAAAGUGAAGAGAUGAUCGUCUUUUUAUGGUAUUAAAGUAAGAUUUCUUCAUGGGUCAGAUACUCACACAAUAUAUCAAAGGCAUCAAAAAUAAAAACUUGUGA